Molecule: messenger RNA, 717 nt
Organism: Theileria annulata
Lineage: Eukaryota; Apicomplexa; Aconoidasida; Piroplasmida; Theileriidae
Exons: 1
Coding region: 1-717 (238 amino acids)
Source: RefSeq, a predicted model, not a curated record
AUGGAGGAUUGGGAUUCGAAGUGGCGUUUGAUGAUGAAGCGAGAGGAUGAAAAGAGAGUGUGUAAUAGGAUUUUGAAUGAGUGUUUAAAGGAGAAGAGAGAACUUGAGGAAGAAAUCGAAUGUACAUUUCUUCCAAAAAUUUAUAAAGCACACACUACCACUGAUGUGAAGGAACCAAAGAAGUCUAGUUGUUCACAAGAAGAUCCUGAUACUCUCCUGAAGCUAUUGUAUCCCAUAAUUAGUGAAGAGGAAAGCAUUCUAAAUGAGUUGGAUCAGUUGGAGAGGGAAGAGAAAAUUCGCAUUAGGGAGCUUUCUGAGCUCAUAGUUUCGGGGGUGCUAAAGCAUCCAGACGAGAGCUUGGAGAAAUUCUUGGAGUUUUACAGAGAUGAGAGGCUUAGUGACAUUUCAGAGCUCAAGAACAGGAGGAUUAAGGUUAUAGGGAAGCUCCAUGAGCUCGAGCGUAAGUUCAACCUUUUGUGUUGUAAGGAGGGUGUUGACCCAGUAGCAUUUGCUAAAGUUGGCUUCGAGGUCAGUAACAUUAGGCGGAUUAAACAGGAGGUCUUAAAUUCAAUAAACCUGAACACUCUUAAAAUUAGGUGCAAAAUUAAGCAGGAGUUCGAUCAGAUUUUAAGAUCCAUUAAGACCAACCACUUGAAUCACAAGAACACUAUGUUUAGCAAUGGGAGGGUAGUUCCUCAAAACCAAUAUUACCUUUAA